AAGGAGCAGUGGAGCGUUUUUAUUGUUCUCUUCACGGUUUGUUGCUUUUCUUUUUUCGGUCUAGUAUGCACAAAUUUUCAUUCAGGAUGUGAAGGGAACCUGUUAACUCAACAUGUGUGGCUGUUGCACGGCAGACUGAGGUGAAAUGAGUAGACAGGCGGAGAUGAGCCUCAGAGUGAACUGUGGGGGGAUGAAGAGUUGAAAAUGCGCUCAGAGCAGACAGGAGCGGCGUGGCAGACUCACGGAGGCAGAGCUGCGGGGAGGACGGCUCUACUAGCUCUCGGCCGCACCGAGGCUUUUCUGAAAAGGUCGGGCAGCUGCGGAGCCCCUGAAGGCACCAUGGUCGUGUCGGUGCGGAGCUGGGUCGCCAACGAAGGAGGGAAGCACUUGGUGCUGAUGCUGUGGCUGGGAGGUAACACCUGGCUCUUCAUGAACACCUUCCUGCUCUACUCCACUGGCCAGCAGUACCACUACCUCUACAAGAUGCUCGGGCUAGGGUUGUGCAUCAGCAGGGCGUCUGCAUCUGUGCUGAACCUGAACUGCAGCUUGGUGCUGUUGCCCAUGUGUCGCUCCCUGCUCACCUUUGUACGAGGAACUCACGCGGUGUCAUCCAGAAAGACACGCAGACUGCUGGACAAAAGCAAGACCUUUCAUGUGGCAUGUGGCGUUGCCAUCUGCGUCUUCUCCGUUGUGCACGUUUCAGCCCACCUGGUGAAUGUCGUCAACUUCAGCGUAAGCUACUCGGAUGACUUUCCUGCUCUCAAUCUGGCUCGCUACAGAGGAGAGGAUCCUAAGAUGAUCAUUUUGAGCACAAUCCCAGGAAUUACUGGUGUGCUGCUGGUUCUCAUCCUCUUCCUGAUGUUCAUGUCCUCCUCCUACUGCGUAAGAGUGUCCAACUAUGAGAUCUUCUGGUACACGCACAACCUCUUCAUCAUUUUCUACAUCAUCCUGAUGGUGCACAUGGUCGGUGGUGCUCUAAAAUAUCAGACCAACAUCGAAGCCCACCCCCCCGGCUGCCUCCGAGCCAAUCAGAGCGGCGCAGAGCAGCAGGGCGAAGAUCUGGAGCAGGGCGAGGAUGAGGAGGGCCGAUGCAGAGAGGACGCUCGCUUCCAGCCACAUUACCCCCAGACGUGGCUUUGGGUGUCAGGUCCUCUCUGUCUCUACUGCGUGGAGCGUUUCUACCGCUACAUCCGGAGCAGUGAUCCCGUUACCAUAGUGACAGUCGUCAGGCAUCCUUGCGAUGUCAUCGAGUUGCGCAUGUUGAAGAAAAACUUCAAAGCUCGACCCGGACAGUAUAUUGUUCUUAACUGUCCAGGUGUCUCUUCGUUUGAGAACCAUCCCUUCACUCUAACAACGUGUCCCACAGAGAACAAGGAAACCUUUGGCAUCCAUCUGCGAGUCGUGGGAGACUGGACGGAACGGUUCACACAGCUGUUACUUCCUCCUCCAAAGAUAGACUUGGAGAUCCUUCCCAUGUUCCAACAGAGGAGAUACCCCAAGCUUUACAUUGACGGUCCUUUUGGAAGUCCAUCAGAGGAAGUAUUCAACUACGAUGUCAGUCUUUGUGUUGCUGGCGGAAUAGGAGUCACACCGUUCGCCUGUGUGCUGCACGCUCUGCUUGACGGCUGGACGGGUUUCAGGUUGCAGAGGUUGUACUUUGUGUGGGUCUGCAGGGAGCUCCAGUCCUUCUACUGGUUUGCAGAGCUGCUGUGUGCUCUGCAUCACAAGCUUUGGCAGGAGAACAGACCAGACUACUUUAACCUGAAACUUUACAUCAGUCAGACAGACGGCCUGCAGAGCAUGUCUGAGGAGAAGUACCGGCUGCUCUCAUCGAGGCUGCUGGUUGGUCGACCCGAGUGGAAGUUACUUCUAGAUGAGAUUGGAAAGAGCAAUAAGCAUAAACGAGUCGGGGUUUUCUGUUGUGGACCGAAGGGCAUCUCCAGGACUCUGCACAGACUGUGUAACUCAGCACGAUCCUCUGGAACCACAUUCGAAUUCAACAAGGAGUCGUUCUGCUGAUCGAACAUCACAGCUGGUUCUACACUUCCAGGGUAACCUCAGUGAAAAACAACUAGUUUGGGAUGGAUGGAUUUUCAUUCAUUAUGGGACAUAAUCUCUGUAGUCGAAGUAAAUUUCUGAACAUCUUUGACUGAUCUUGGUUACUUGAAUUGUCGUUCACAUCUAUGAAUCAGUGAGAUGUCAUUUAACUCAAAUACUCAGACUAUAUAUUUUAUGUGGUCUCAAAUGGCUCAGCGGGGCAAAAUUUGACGUGCAGCGUGAGGCCUGUUGCUCCCCACAGAUCAACCCAUCCUCCAUCGACUGCAGCAUCUGAUCCAAUCUUCAUGUGAGAAAAACUGAAGAAACCACCUCCCUGUUUGGACUCUUCUCUCAUGGUACUCUGUUUUUCUCAAGUCGCUGUCUUAUUUUUGUCCCGAUGUACCCCUCUGUGGAGUAAAUUUGUUUUCUCAUGCAGGAGUCUGAUGUGGGAAUAAGGUUUGACUCAGACUCGACCACAGACACAACAAGAGGAUAUAACACGAGAUGGAAUUCAUCUUUCAGUAGACCAGAACUGAGCGGUCACUCAGGGAUGAGACAAAGUGCUUUUAUACUAACAUGCAAGAAAUAAGCAGAGCCACAUGGGCAAAUCAACCAAUGGCCAGUUUAGUGUCAGGCUGACUUCCUUUAACAUUUGUUUGACUUUAGACAGCAAUGCUACAAAUUCUCCAAAGCAAAAAUACUAAGUUUUAGAGCCACACUCAUACAACUCCACCUCAGGAUUCACUUUUGUUCUACCAAUGCCAAAAUAAAUGGGCAUCUGGUUUGGCAUAUUCACUGUGAUAAAACAUUUGUUUUGUUGGCAUCCAAAAAUAGCUCCUCUACUUUAAGCCAAACUGUAGGAAUGCUAGCCCUCUGAUCCUUACAGUAAUGUAGAUUAAGUUACCUUAGCGUGUGCACAGAAAAUUCAUGAAUGUCUUUCAGAUUUUUAAACAUUUGAUAAGGAAACUAGAAACUUAAGUGGGGACAGGACUUCAGCUCUCUACAGAUUGGUUGUUGUUAGAUCUAUACCACAUAUUAUUUGCAAAGCCAGAAGACGGAACUGAAUCUUACAUUGAUCUGUGAGAUCAUCUUAUCAGAAUUGGAGGCAAUUUCCUCUCAAAGAGAAAAGGAAUGAAACAAAAAUGGACAUCUAAUGAAUACUUGAUGCAGUCUUUGUUUUCAUUUUAUUGUUGAACCUUGUUCAUAUUUGUUUCACAAAUCUUAUACAAAGAAAACCUACACUACACUUCAAAGCAGUAUUUUUAGUGACAGUUGUUUUUUCAAUUUAUUUAUAAUGUUUAAAAUUGUUAUGCAAUAUGUAAUAUGUCAAACUUUUAUAUGGGCUUUGGCAAUUUCAGUAUUUUCACCUAUCUUUACGGUGUAAAGUUCCUGAUAGAAAGUAAUGGGAAUGCUCAUGGAAAUCUAAAUUAAGACUAAAUUAGUAACUCUGAUGCUACAUAACUGGAAAUACCAGGAAAUUAUGAACAUCUUUAUCUGUUGCAACUGAAACAACCAUUUUGUCACAAACUGCAACUGUAGUUUGAAAAUUUUAAAAUACAUGUACAUUUUAAAUUGUAUGUCUAUUUUCAGGAUUGUGUUCUGAAGAAAAAGGAAAAAUCUAGAAUAAAGAGAUUUUCUAUUUAUUGUA
This is a messenger RNA of Acanthochromis polyacanthus (spiny chromis), 3685 nucleotides long. Its product is annotated as NADPH oxidase 4. NCBI's taxonomy places the organism in Eukaryota, Metazoa, Chordata, Actinopteri, Pomacentridae. Gene Ontology annotation, cellular component: NADPH oxidase complex; plasma membrane. Gene Ontology annotation, molecular function: superoxide-generating NAD(P)H oxidase activity. The record is from RefSeq and is a predicted model, not a curated record. The coding region runs from base 205 to 2019 and encodes 604 amino acids. Gene Ontology annotation, biological process: superoxide anion generation; defense response. The transcript has 18 exons.